UAUACAUCGCGUUUGCGUUGUGCGGUAGAGUGUCUUGUGGGCUCGCGGUGUGAUUAAGAAAAAAAAAUCUGUAAGAAAAAAAAUCUGUACGUUCGAACGGAUUUCGAAAUUGGGAGCGCUAGUUUGCAGAUAUGUUUUGUCCGUUUUGCGGGACAGCCCUGGAAAGAAAGCCAUUUUGCUCGGAGUGUGGCAGGUCUUUAGGGUUUUUGCCACAUGAAAACUUGGACCAUUGUGAUUCCAGAAGAAAAGAUGAAGCAGCGGUUACAUGCAGCUUAGGUGAAGGAAGGUCUAGCACUCUAUCGGAAUUUCUUUCAUUCAGAGACCAAAAACAAAAAGAGAGAUGUAAAUGGUCGAAAAAUACGAAAAACCAUGCGGAAAGGUCUGUGCAGGUUAAUGUUGGAAAAAUGACUACCCGUAGUGGCGUACUGAAAAAGGAGAGAGGAAAACAGUUGCCACUGCAUGUUUCGCCAUUGUACUCCAAAAGACAACUUUUACAGGCAGCUGAAAGAAAAUUGAGAACAUUUUUUAAUAUUUCUGAUGAGCCAUACCAACUUUUACAUUAUAAUGGGUCAAUUGUGGAUAAAGUACCUGGAACUGAAAAACCAUUUAUGUUACAAGAUUUUAAGGAUGCAAUUGGAAAACCAUUUAAUAGACUUAGCUUUUUCAUCUGCACUGAGAAAGAAUACAGUGAACUUGAUAAGACUGAAGAUAGUGAUAAUGAAGUUGUAGUUCAGCCAAAACAUUCUGAAGAAGAUUCAUUGAAUGACACACUGCCGUGGUUUCAGAGCUCACCAAACACUACAGCCAUUAAGGCCAGCCAUGUGAAUUCACAGAACCAGAUAGAUUCAUCUGAAAAACAAACGAAGUUUGAUGACGGAGCAGCAGCAGCAAAGGAUGCAAGUGAAGGUGCUUCCAGUAUUGAAAGGGGUCACUGGUACAGAAAUUAUACUGAGGUGUAUGCACCAAUCCUUAUUGAAGAUGAAGAUAGCACAACAGAACAGGAGUCUGUGGAAAUUGUGGAAUGACAUUGUUUCAGUCUCUUCCUGAUGAUGCACAUGUGAGGCUAACUGAGGAGUUUAAUGAGGGAUAACCCCACAGAACUGAACUGCAUGAAGUAGGAUUGAUAAUGUUGGGAGGAAGUUGCCAAUGUGUCCCUUCCUUCACUCCUGACAAAAGCCAUAGUAAAUUUGAACAAACUUCAAUUUACUGGUUAUUUUUAUCAUAAUAUUUAUGAUAUGGUUUUACUGUAUUGUCGUAUAUUGUACUUUGAGUCAACAUCUCUGCAUUUUAUACUUUGUUUAAUGUUUUGUCAUGAUAUGCAUUCAUAUUUUCUCUUGGGGAUUAAUAAAGUAUAUCUAAUCUAAAUGUGUGUGCGCUAUUUUAGUUAAUUGUUUAUUCUUCUAUAUCUGUCAUUCAGUAGGUUAACAGAGCACAAUAUUCCGGUGGAAGAAAUCUUGGCUGAACUUGCCAAACAGAUUCAGUCUAACAAGGUGUCAAGAUUUAAUAUAAAUCGUGGAGAUAUCUGGGAUGGAGCUCUCCAUGGGUUUAGAUGAAGCACUUAUAAUCCCACUUAUACUAUGUUGGUAAAAUUUACUGAUGAUUCUGGCAAUACUGAACAUGCAAUUGAUGCUGGUGGACCAAAAAGAGAGUUUCUUCAGCUCUUAAUUCAGGAUUUACAGUAUCGAAGAAUUUUUGAAGGCAAAGAAAAUGAAAAAUAUUUAAGGUGUGAUAAAGCAGGUAAGUAUACAAGAGUGCAGUUUUAACAUGAACAGUGUUUUUUUUUGGCUUUGCCCAAAUUUGCAUAAGCAAGACAUUAAGAAAACUAGAACCUACAUAAAUAAAAAGUGUGACGUUUCCAGACCUUUUCCUUGUACUUCUGUUUUGUUUUUUAGACAGGGUUUAACACUUUAUCUAAUUUGUAUCUUAUAGAAAUUAAACUGG
Molecule: messenger RNA, 1941 nt
Organism: Erpetoichthys calabaricus (reedfish)
Lineage: Eukaryota; Metazoa; Chordata; Cladistia; Polypteriformes; Polypteridae
Exons: 9
Coding region: 132-1025 (297 amino acids)
Source: RefSeq, a predicted model, not a curated record